AUGGACACUAUGCUUAAAUCUCUUUGUGUUGUAUAUAAACCAGCUACCAACUGGAGAUUAAAUCCACUACAAUCUUUUAACAGAGUGUGGAAUUCCUCUUCUAUGGGUCCAGCCCACAUUAAUAAUUCCAAUCAUUAUAAGGAACUCCUCAUGAGAGAGGGAGAUUUCACGGAAAAACAGGCCUCAAAAAUACUUGAUAUAAUACGAGAUGCUAUUCAAAGUGGCGUAGUCCAUGUGUCUAAGGAUUUGGCAAAGAGAGAAAGAUUGAUUCAAUUAACAUACCAACAAAGAGUUGAUUUUGCCAAAUUAAGAGAUCAACUGUUGACUUCUGAUAGAAAUGAAUUUCAUAAUGUGGAAAAUGAGUAUGAAAGAGUACGUAGUGAUUUAGAAAAAAUGAGAAGUAAGCUAAAAGAAGAAAUUACUAAGGUUAAUGCAGGAUUCAAAUUGGAUCUAUCUUUAGAGAAGGGACGAAUUCGAGAAGAGAGUUCACACCAUGAUUUACAGAUAAAAGAGAUUGAUACUAGGAUAGAUCAUGAAGUAUCUAAUAUGAAGACUCAAAUUGAUUCUGUUAAAACACAAGUAAUGCAAUGGUUAAUCGGUGUAUGUACUGGUACAUUUGCUUUGGUUUUAGCUUAUAUAAGAUUGCUGUCAUAG
Molecule: messenger RNA, 654 nt
Organism: Arxiozyma heterogenica
Lineage: Eukaryota; Fungi; Ascomycota; Saccharomycetes; Saccharomycetales; Saccharomycetaceae
Gene: FMP32
Product: Fmp32p
Exons: 1
Coding region: 1-654 (217 amino acids)
Biological process (GO): mitochondrial respiratory chain complex IV assembly
Cellular component (GO): mitochondrion
Source: RefSeq, a predicted model, not a curated record